CAGCCCAGCGGGGAGAGAGCACUGUCCGCCCAGCCUCGCCACCCGGACCAUGCGCGCCCCGGAGCUCCCGCUCUUCCUGCUGGCUUUGGUCCUCUGCCAGGCGCCCCGGGGUCCAGCCGCCCCGGUAUCGGCGGGAGGAGGGACAGUCCUGGCCAAGAUGUACCCGCGCGGCAACCACUGGGCGGUGGGGCACUUAAUGGGAAAAAAGAGUACAGGACAGACCCCACAUGUGGAAGAGGGAGAAAGCCCGAAGCAGCCUUUGAGAGAGUCCAUUCCGAGGGAAGAAGCUACAAGGAAUUUUCUGGGCCUCCUAGAAAUCAAGGGGAACAAAAGCCAUCAGCCACCAUACUACUGGUCCCUGGGCAGACGUCAGCCUGCUUGGGAUGCAGAGGACAACAGCUAUUUUAAAGAUGUAGGUUCAAGAAGCAAAGGUGGUAGACUCUCUGCUCCAGGUCCUCAAGGGGAAGGAAGAAACUGAGAGCUGAAGGGACCUUAACAAGGAUGGCCUCCAGGGAGCAAAACAAAACCCUUCAGAGAAUGGAUUCUGCAACCUUCAAUCCUACUACUGGACCAUCCACAGAUUCCCUGUGUGCAAAUGACUUUACUAUUCUUGUAUCUUUCAACGUUGACUAAACCCCUGAUUUUCAAGCAGCCCCUUCUGGUGUGAGCUUGUUUGCUGUGAACAACUACCCAGAGAGUCUUCCAACGAAUGCACUGGACACCCAGGCUAUUUGCUGAUUAGAUGCACUGGACACCCAGGCUAUUUGCUGAUUAGACCGAGGACCCCAAUCUGUCUCCAUUUACAAUAAAAGCUUAAACACAUUGUCUGAA
Jaculus jaculus (lesser Egyptian jerboa) is the source of this 831-nucleotide messenger RNA. It is a transcript of the gene Grp, whose product is annotated as gastrin releasing peptide. The transcript has 3 exons. Gene Ontology annotation, biological process: neuropeptide signaling pathway. The record is from RefSeq and is a predicted model, not a curated record. Lineage: Eukaryota; Metazoa; Chordata; Mammalia; Rodentia; Dipodidae. Gene Ontology annotation, molecular function: neuropeptide hormone activity. Bases 50 to 478 code for a protein of 142 amino acids.